Pistacia vera is the source of this 483-nucleotide messenger RNA. Its product is annotated as TMV resistance protein N-like. Gene Ontology annotation, biological process: signal transduction. The transcript has a single exon. NCBI's taxonomy places the organism in Eukaryota, Viridiplantae, Streptophyta, Magnoliopsida, Sapindales, Anacardiaceae. The coding region runs from base 1 to 483 and encodes 160 amino acids. The record is from RefSeq and is a predicted model, not a curated record.
AUGGCUUCUUCUACUUCUUCUUCUCCUCAAGUAAAGUAUGACGUUUUUCUUAGUUUCAGAGGUGAGGAUACUCGCGAGGGUUUUACCAGCCACCUCAAUGCAUCUUUGUGUAGGCGAAAGAUUAUAACUUUUAUGGACGAUAAACUUAGAAGAGGAGAUGAGAUUUCACAGUCUCUUUUGAAUACAAUUGAAGGGUCAAAGAUUUCAAUCAUUAUUUUCUCUAAAGGCUACGCUUCUUCUAGAUGGUGUCUUGAAGAACUUGUAAAGAUUAUAGAUUGCAAGAAAAUGCAUGUUCAGAUUGUGAUACCUGUUUUCUAUUAUGUAGAUCCUUCAGAUGCGAGGAAGCAAACAGGAAGUUUUAGAGAUGCAUUUGCUGAGCAUGAAGUACGAUAUAAGGAGAGGAAAGAGAUGUUGCAGAGAUUGAGGAAUGCAUUGACGGAAGCAGCCAAUCUGUCUGUCUUUGAUUCAAAUUCCAUCAGGUGA